Molecule: messenger RNA, 1616 nt
Organism: Salvelinus fontinalis (brook trout)
Lineage: Eukaryota; Metazoa; Chordata; Actinopteri; Salmoniformes; Salmonidae
Product: alkaline ceramidase 1-like
Exons: 7
Coding region: 1-702 (233 amino acids)
Biological process (GO): ceramide metabolic process
Cellular component (GO): membrane
Molecular function (GO): hydrolase activity, acting on carbon-nitrogen (but not peptide) bonds, in linear amides
Source: RefSeq, a predicted model, not a curated record
AUGAAUGAUGUGUUCUCCUAUGAAAGCUCAGAUUUGGACUGGUGUGAGGCGAACUACAGGCACUCUGAAGUACACUCUGAGAUAUACACCUCUAUGAGCAGUCUGUUCUUCUUUGUGAUCUCCCCCAUCAUGCUGUACCUGCUGCACCCCUACGCCAGGGAGAGGAACCUGGCUGUACACCUGGUCUGGAUCAUGAUGAUCUUUCUGGGUCUCUUCUCUGCCUACUUCCACAUGACUCUGAGCUUCAUGGGCCAGAUGCUGGAUGAGCAGUCCAUCCUGUUGGUGCUGGGGCUCUGCUACGCCCUCUGGUUCUCACGCAGGGUAUUCCCAUGCUUCAUCAAUGACAGGUUGGCCACCAUAACACCUGCUCAAGGCUUCUGCAGCCAAAACAUUAUCUGGUCCACCCUGUGCUCCUUUGUCAAACCCACUGCCAACGCCUACGUCCUCAACUGCCUUGCCCUCUACAUCACCUACUCAUUGGGUCUGGAGAUGAGGAUACUGACAUGUGUCUAUUCACCCUCUAGGCACAUUCUGAUUGUGAUCGCUGUAGCCUACGCAAGCACCCUGAUAGCCUACUUGGAUGCCAACUAUGAGAUACCUUACUCCCUGCCAGGCCUUCAGUACUGGCCCAGUGACAACUGUGUCCUGGGCUUGCCUUAUAUCGUCCUGAAAGGAACCAUCAAGACUCAGAAAAGAUGUUAGAGAACGUUCAACUUCUCCAAGAGACAACUUGAUGGCUUUGGUGAUGAAAUGUGCUAUGUAGUGGCGUGCAAGGAAAAGUGUCAAAUGCAGUGCCUUUCUUUUUACUUAGCAGUGACUCCGUUUUGAGAAAUGGUUGCAAUUCAUAAGAUUGCUCCUUAUUUGAUAUAUCAGAAUCAAUGCCACUCAGGUCAUCAACUUCGAUGUUUGCAUAUUCUGUUUGGUUUGCACUUGUUAAGGAAUUAAACAAGAGUUAAUGUGUGUAUGUUUUUCUAUGCAUUUUGUGUGAAUUGAUCAAUGCACUCAUCUGUUAUUUGCAUCCAUAUAUGCAUGGAUAUUCUCUGCACAUCAUGUUUUAUAAAACAAUUUUGUAUAUAUCUGUGUUUUGGUAUAAUAAUGUGAUUGUCUUUGUAGUGAUGAGAAUGGAGAUUAUUUCAACCCCAAAAAUACAGCUUUGAUUAGAUGUAGGGCUGAAUCACAACCACACUAUUUUAGGGGUAAAGGGCUUGUAGAGUGUGUUUAUAUAACCUACAACUUUACAUUUGUCAUCCUUUUCAGGGAUAAUAUCAUAUUAUGUGUGAUCUGAACUAAACUAAGUUUAAGACAUUUUAUACAACCACAUAAAUGUUUGUCUUGGUUCAGAGAUCUUAAGAUGUAUUAAUUUAAGUAUUGGUUAUCUCUCUCAGGUUUCUCAAAGUAUUUUAUGAUGUUAUUACAGAAAAUGUAAGGACCAUCUCAAGGUUUGUUAUGUGUGGGAUUCUACAUCUAUGAGAUCAAUUAAAUGUGUAUAUGAAUAAGAUUAACAGUUACUGAGUUAAAUGCAUUGAUGAAUUUGAGACGUUUCUAAAUAUACUGAAAAAAUAUAUAAACCUAACAUGUAAAGUGUUGGUUCCAUAUUUCAUGAACUUAAAUAAAAG